AUGGUAAAGAUGCCUCCGUCUAACAUGGCAAGCAGUUCGAGCAACACCGCUUUCAUUAACAACCCUGUUCCAGCCCUGAUCGCACGUCGGACCACUGUGCUAGCUCCACCAAGUCUCUCCACGGUCAACCACCUCGAUGGCGUCAACUCGACGACGGCAUCUUCCUCCUCAUCUUCGACUCUAGCAUCCGUGUCCAAUUCACGACCUUCCACCAACGCAGCAGCACCGUCCGCACGUCGACACAGACCAGACCUACAACAGGCGGUCUCACAGCCCACUGCUGCGGUACCCGUCUCGACCCCUGAAAACAUCUCCACAGCUGAAACAUGGUCAUCCGGUCUUCAUCUCAAAGGCAACAGCAGCAGCGGCGCGAGUGCAAGCACGCUGCAUCAGAGAAUUUACUCUGGUGUUGGCAGCGGUGGCGAAGCGGAGGACUUUGUGGUGCAUUCAACGUUCAGAAGCGAUGCAGAGUCGAGAGGCGAUGUGUUGGUCAGAGUGGACGGGGUUGAGUUUUGGGUUCACAAGGACGUGCUGCUGUUCUCUUCGCCGUUUUUCAAGAGUGUAUUGGCGGGUGGGUGGAGCGAGUCCCGCUUGUCGAGGUUGGUUGUUGCGGCCGAGGAGAGCUCGAUCAUCGAGACAGGGGAAUGUUCCUGCCGAGACGCGAGAGCGCCAGACGGGGAGGGCGCUGCACACGUACCAGAAGCAGAGCCGAGUUUACAAACGCAGUUGACAAGCGCGGAGAUGGCUCUGGCUAAUCCUCAGCGCCCCGCCCUCUCGACCAAAGCCAGUAAAGAUUCCGCAACAGAAGAUCCCAGGCAGGACCGACGAGGAACCGAGCUCGAUUCAAGCUUUCAGGAGGCUGAGGAGGCGCGGCGCAGAAGCUUGUUCCGCGCUUCUUACCACACGGCACUCUGGAAUCAGGAUGACGACGCGAGAGCUUCUCCAACGCUUUUUCAGGAUUCCCUUGAGGAAGGGACUUCUCCGACCAGCGAUCAGUCGGAGGUCGAGGAUGCAGACAAGAGGCGCGGCGAGAGCGACCACCGUGAUGCCCUUCGGAGAGAAGAUGUCCAUGAAGCAGCGGACGAGUCGAACAGUGCUGACGAGAGCGAAAUGCAGUGCCUCGAGGAACACACAACGGGAACGCGAUCAAGAUCCAACUCGAAGUGCAUCGCUACACAAUUGGCACUCAGGAAGCUCGAACACGGACAGGACGAACCUCAAGCCCCCACCUCUACGAUUUGUGAACGGGAUCCGGACGAAGAGCCUGCACCACAGCAGCGGAUGGAGUCGCUCGCCACUCCGCCAGUGUCCCGUCGAGCGAGUGACAUCGCUCAUUCCGCACCGACUGCUCUCCUCUGCGAUUUAGAAGCACAUGCGACCGAGGCCGACACUGCAGCCGAUCGCUCGUCCGCAACUGGUCACAGCAAGGGCGCCGCUCUCCCACCUCCCUACAAAGGCAUCAUCUCGGUCGUCGACCUCACCGAAGAAUCCGCUUCCACCUUCCACGACUUUCUCUUCCACAUCUACCCGCACCUCGACCUCUCGGUCACGUGGUACAACUGCGGUCCGCUGCUUCGAUUCUCGGACAAAUUCCAAGUGCCCUUCCUGCGACGUUCGUGCAUCACCUUUCUUCGAGCAGCACUGGCAGGCCGUCCGAUCGAAGCGAUGCGUCUAGCCGAACUUCACAACCUCGACGACCUCUACCGAGAUGCGAGUCGUCACGUCCUCGACAACUUUGCAGCUUGGUUACCGGAUGAGCUGGAAGUGUUGUCGAACGAGACGCUGUUGAAGCUGGAACGCAAGCGGACGUGGUUCUUGGAACGACUGUUGAAGCUAGGGUUGGCGAAUCCGGCGAGGGACUACGAGUGUCAUGCUGCAUGUCCGGAUCCGCAGGCCUGUGCGAGAGCGUUGCACGACAAGUGGCAGAUGGCGUACAAGGCGGCGUUUAGGUUCAGUCCGCCCCAGCCAAGCGUGAUUUUCAGGCACAACCUCGAACAACUUCGGCACACUUGUCGCUAUCACGACAGGGCUUCGACGUGGAAUUGA
Pseudozyma hubeiensis SY62 is the source of this 2046-nucleotide messenger RNA. RefSeq lists its product as hypothetical. The coding region runs from base 1 to 2046 and encodes 681 amino acids. Gene Ontology annotation, molecular function: protein binding. The transcript has 2 exons. The record is from RefSeq and is a predicted model, not a curated record. Lineage: Eukaryota; Fungi; Basidiomycota; Ustilaginomycetes; Ustilaginales; Ustilaginaceae.